Molecule: messenger RNA, 8028 nt
Organism: Mercenaria mercenaria
Lineage: Eukaryota; Metazoa; Mollusca; Bivalvia; Venerida; Veneridae
Exons: 11
Coding region: 4734-6872 (712 amino acids)
Biological process (GO): protein phosphorylation; intracellular signal transduction
Cellular component (GO): cytoplasm
Molecular function (GO): ATP binding; protein serine/threonine kinase activity
Source: RefSeq, a predicted model, not a curated record
UAAGAAUAUACGCACGAUGCAGAAUAUUGACAGCAGCUAUUUUUAUACAUUAGUCGUACUACUUAAAAUAGACAUAUCACUUAUCCUUACGAAUUAGCUUUAAUAUGGCAGUAAAGAUCCAGCAGGCAGUCCAGUUAAUCCAUCAGAUGAGUUAUGUGUUGUAACAUCUGUUGUUUACGUUUUUGUUUAUAAUUAUAUAAUUGAUAUUUAGUUCCAAACGUCUCAACUUGACAGAUACGAGUUUAUAUACCAAUGGCACACCCUUCAAAGCACACCUGUAUUUUCUUAAAACUGCUUUUCAACGAAAAUUCUUGAGAAAGUACAUGUGAAGACAUCUGUUAUAGAUCGAUAGCUCGAAAGAACGGCAGGGUUCUGAUCGCUAACGCUAAGUUCCACGUUCUUUUAUUUGUUUAAUUGUGUGUGUGUGUGUGUGUGUGUGUGUGCGUGUGUGUGUGAAAGUCAGUCAUUUACACAUCCAUGGUUUUGUAGGGUCCCGUUUUGAGGACGUUGUUUUCUUCGAUGCUUAUUUGCUUUUAUGCAUUUUUAUAUAUCAUGUAAUUCAUGUUCUUCAUUUCCAGAUUGCUCAUCUCUGAGAAAAUGCAUAAAUGUAAUAUUUGCGAUGAGUUGUUUUCAACUUGUAGACAGCGCAAAAACCAUAGGAAAAACAUACAUGGCAAGUUACAAUGUCUGUGCAGAAGAAAAUUUGUUUUGGAGAAAGAGAUGGAACAACAUAGAGUUGCAAUGAAAAAAAACGCGAAGUAUUAUCGAUGUCCUGACUGUUGUUUAUCGUUCAAUACCGAAGAAAGUAAGCAGACACAUAUGAGAACAUUUAAACACGGCUGUCCUACAGACAUCGGGGGUAACGAAACCAUAAAGCAAGCAAAACCGAAAAAAAGCCGAAGCCGAAAUAAGAAUAGACAUUGCAUUGGAGAGCAUGUAUGUACUUCCUGUGGUUAUAAAUUUGUCAAACAAAGCAGUUUGUUACAACACCAGCAACACAAGGGUCAUCGCAAUCAGUCUGAUGACUCGAGAUUCAGUAUGUUACAACAUCAGCAACACAAGAGUCAUCACAACCAGUCUGAUGACACAAGAAAAAGUUAUUUUGACAAUGUUUAUGAAAGGAGUGUCAAAGUUGAUAAAGAGGACAUGAAUGCUUCCAGAAGAUUAGUAGAUACUACGAUGAGCAGACUCAUGUCUCACGUUAGAGAACAACCAGGUGGCGCCAUUUUUAGUCCAAAUGUGAUUAAAGCAGGUAGCGUUCCAGUAAAUGCUAAAAUAGGCAAGGCUGAUGAAUUUGACACCAAUAUAGAACUGAACAUAACACCUGCAGAAAUUCGGCACCAUGGAAAAUUGGGUUAUAGCUAUCUGGACCACGGAGACAGAGCUAGCAUGAACAUAAAAGGUGAUAUUUGAGUAAAUGGGGAAACCAAGAUGAUUCCGCCGGGAUUUGCGACAGCAAGGGCAGAAAAAGGCAGCGUCCCGGACGAAUUACUUCACAAUCAUGACAUUAUACCACGUAAAGUAAAGCAAGACCUAUUCAACAAACUGAAAACUGCUAAAAAUCAACUUUCUUUAAAUGAUGUCGAUAUAAGUACAAAAGCACAUGGUCCAGCUUUAACGAUGACAAUUCACCCGCCAAAAGAAAGCGGUGUAAAACAUGAUAUAAGCGUAGAUGUGACACCUUCUCUAAAGUCUGAUGUCUCCGUAACAGAACAUGGAUGGCCUCGGCCAGCAACAAAGAGGGCAUUUGGUGAAGAACUUAUACAUGAAGUUAUUCAAACAGGUACGCAUUUGGUACCAAAGAAAGAUGAGUUUUGGUCAGUUUCAUACUCGAAAGCUGAGCGGAUUCUUUUGUCAAGAAUAGAUGAAGGCAAUGGAUGUAGGAAGAAAGUGUACAAAAUGAUGAAGAAGCACGUUCAAACAAGCAAAUCACAAUCAACAGACGGAUUACCAGAGAUUUCCUCUCAUAUCUUAAAGACUCAGGUGUUCUGGUCCAGUGAGAAGCAUUCCAGUAAGGAUUACUGGCACGACAGAAACCGUGAUAUAUGUCUGAUUGACACCUUGAACGACUUGGAAACUGCACUUAAGAAAGGCCAUCUUCCAGACUUCUUUAAUCCAAGCUUGAACAUCCUGGAAGGAAAAGACCAAAGUCAACUACGGUUAUUGGCUGAACAUUUAAGAUAUGAAAGACAGUCAUUCGAAAGUAAAUAGGGAAUCAACCGUUUACUCAUUGUCUUCAGGACUAGCUUAAAGUUUAGUACAAGGAAAAUAUAUUGUUGCAAACAAAAUGAAGGGAAUUUGAAGAUUAAACGACUUUAAACAAUUCUAUUGGAUUAUCUGAUUAAUGUAGAGUUUUGGGUUCAUUUUCGAUUCAUUGCCUUUGUUACUAGUAUUUGAAUAGGAUUUUACAUGACAUGCAUUCUAUUACCAUUGCGUGUGUUAGGGAUUUGCCUUUUAUUUACACUGUCCUGUGACUUUGUAACAUGGUGGUAGUGGUGGGGUUGGGAGGAGGGGGUAAGUGUGGGGUGAGAUGCGCACCAAGUGGUGGUUUUGCCACUGACCGUGGUCAACUGAUUUUUUUUUGUUUCUAUACUUUGUGUACAUUCUUCUGUUACCUAGUUCGACGAGUUAUUACACUAAUAUACACAUAGAUAUUUUUUCAUGUUUAAGUCAUAUUCACACUUGUUUACAGUUUGGACAUAAUGCAUCUCUUCUCAAUUUGAAAAUCAACAGAUUUAUUCUCCAAUUGCGAUCAAUAGAUUAAGAUCAAACCAUUUAGAAGCGUUAUUAAAUUCCUAUAAAUGUGUAUGUCAUGCGAUUCCUAUUUGAUAUUUGAUGUUUACCAUUUAACUCUACCUUUGUGCAUAUUAAUGACAUUGAAUGACAUUGUAUACACCAUAAACUCAUAUAUUACGAAUUAAAUGAACGACGAUUUUUUUAUAAAACUGUUUUAUUCUUUUCCGUUUCAUUUAGAUCACAGAUUUAUUGACUCUUCACGGGGUAUGAAGAUUUACAAUUUGUAAACAUGUGAUCGUCAUAUUACAUUUAUUGCGAUGUUAUUUUUCUUAAAUUAUUCAAUUAAUUACUUUGUGUCACACGCUGUGUUAACAAAUAUCUUGAAAGGAGAUAUUCAUACACCGUAUAUGAAUGUUUUUAAUUUGUACUUUUGAUUUCAAUAAAAUACUAUUCUGUUUGUAUAAGACUUUGAUUUUAUUUAUUUUACAGAAAAACGAUGCUUUUAUUCAGGCAUUAAAAUGCUAAAAUUAAUGGCUUGUUUUGACUUUUAAGUUAAAUAUCGAAAUAUUAAACCUUUAUUCCAUUAAUCGACUUACAAUUGAUUUUGGACUUUUGUUUAGCAGUCUAACUAAAAUCUAAUAUUUAACACCGUAUCAUUUGUAAUGAUAUCAAUAUAUAAAUCUCAAUGGGCCUGAAUGAAUGUUCGAUUGAAUGUAUAGUCAUCCACUUGUUAGAUAAAACAAGUGUCAUUGGUACAACUUGUUUGAUUAUUUAUUGCUUUGUUAUAAGGCAUUCAGUUACUUCAAAGUAUUAAAUAUACUGUUUGUGUGCACCGUACGCCAGCAAUUUUGUUAAACCUAUUAAUACAUGCCGUCAGGGUAAAUAUCAGUUGUAGGUUUUUUUUCUAAUUUGCGGUGUAAUUUGCGCAAUAAAGACCAUAAAUUACUAUUUCUGGUUUUGUAUUUAAAAAAAGAGCAAUUAAUAUAUUCAAGCAUGGAUUUUUAUGUUUCCGGUUACUGUUGGAUGUAUUGCCGACAAGAAUGAUGUUAAUUCACGGAAAGAGAAAUCGGACCUGGGAGAUAUUAGCUCCGUAUUUAAAAGGAACACUAGUUGAUUUGCUGUAGAUGUUUAUAAAUUGCUUUGUCAAUAGAAACUUUUUCCUUCAUGGAUUUUCUAAUAGAGAAAGAAUGUAAUAUACAGGAACUAAUGCCCCUGUAAACAAAAUUGGACAAAAGUAAUGUGAAAAAUUAAAACAGUCAAUAUUUAGUUGUUGAAGUUUUGACUUUGUUUAAGCGGGAGAAUGUACUCAAUUUGUUUUCAUUAAGCUGCAGUAAAAUCUAUAACUUAGGUAAACUUUAUUGUCAUACAAUGUAAGAUAAUAUUUAAUAGACACAAUCUAAUGGAGGAUUGACCAGGUCUCUAUUGAAUUGAUGAUUAUGAAAAGUUCAUCUAUUGCGUGGUGGAUGAAUCAAAAUAUUUUGGAUAAAUAGUUUAAAUAACAAAUAAAUGAAAUUACAUUCACCUUGUUUUUAAUUUCUUCUAUUUUAUACCUAUAAUUACGCUGACGAUUAUGGAUAGACAUCUAAGAAGCAAGAUACAAAUAAGAGAUGAGAAUGACCAUACAUGGUCUAUACAAUUAGGAAAAUGAUGACAUUGGAUCCAUUUUAUCUUGAAUUAUGUAUAACACAUUUGUAGUCAUGCUUAGUUUGAUGCGACAGAGGCAAGUAACAUACAUUUUAAUUUGAUAUAACGCUGAUUCCAUAUCCACUGACAUAGAAGAUAACAGAGAAAAAAACAAUCUGGAGAAUAAAGAUUUUAAAUACAAAAAGAAUGAUUAUAAAUAAAACAAAUACGAGAAAUAUGUGAAUUUAACGCGCCGGGUUAACAAGUCUAUACAAAUAAAAAUGUAAAAGAAGCAUUGCACUAUGAUAUUUCUAGACUAACUGAUAUGAGCGUACUGACUCAAAAAAUGUGUGUCUAAGUACUUUUUAUUUAAAAUGGAGGAAAAGGAAUCGACAGAGGACAACCUAAAUGAAAAGAAGAAAAAAGUUGGAAAUUACCUGCUCGGCAGGAUCAUAGGAGAAGGAGCAUUUGCUAAAAUUCGACAAGGGUUGCAUAUCAUCGCACGUGAAAAGGUAGCAGUGAAGAUAGUGCCAAAGAAGGCAGCGUUAUUGAGAGAGUAUGUAAAGAAAGGUGUCCGCCGGGAAGCGAUGCUGCUCCAAAAACUAGAACACCCCAACAUCAUCCGUCUGUACGAGAUCAUGGAAACUGAAAAUAGCUAUUAUCUGGUGCUUGAAUUAGCAGAAUCUGGCGAAUUUAUUAAAUAUCUCUCAGAGAAGAAAAAGCUGAGUGAGAGAGAAUGUCAGAAGUUUAUACGUCAGAUGGCAUCAGCUGUAGACCAUAUGUAUACAUCUAAUAUUACGCAUAGGGAUCUUAAACUGGAAAAUCUUCUGUUAGACAAGGACAAUAAUAUCAAAAUCAUAGAUUUUGGUUUAAGUAAUGUGUUCUAUGGAGACUCCAGUCUCAACACUCAGUGCGGAUCACCAGUGUAUGCUGCUCCAGAAAUCUUCUGCAACAGGAAAUACGGACCGGCUGUAGAUAUCUGGAGCAUGGGUAUUUGCAUGUAUGCCAUGCUGACCGGGAAACUUCCGUUUUUGCCAGACCCUCCAAACAACCUUACAUUGCUGCAUUCAAUGAUACUUCGUGGUGCUCAUAUACCUGAAACUAUCAGUGACGGUUGUGCCAAUCUCUUAGCUAGAAUGUUAUGCGUAGAUUUCCACUAUCGAAUCCCAAUAGAAGAUGUACUGUCCCAUUCUUGGAUCAUGGAGAAUCAUCAGACACCAUUGAUUACAAGGCAGCCUCCAAUAGGAAAGCUUUAUCCGCAUGUUCCUAAAGCUGCUGUUGUUAGUUAUAUGACUACUGUUUAUAACUUCAUUGAGGAUGAUGUAUUCUAUUCAGUAAUGGAACGUAAAAUGAACGCAGUAGCUGCCACGUAUCAUUUAUUGCUAAAACGAUUUGAUGCCGGUAUUCAUUUAAUGGGAUUGUCUAUGGGCGCACCUGCUCCUUUUAAAUUACAGCAUCCUAAAUUGCCACCUGAAAAUAUCAAAGUAAUAGAUGAAAAGAUAGGCUUCCCUGCUCUAUCAAAGGAUAUCACUUUAAUGAGUGAAGGCAAUACAGGCAGUUCUAAAACAAAGUUUAAAAGUUAUAUUCAGCUUUUGAAGGACUCAAAACUGAAAAGUGCUCAGUCGGCUAGUGUUCGUUCAGGAUAUAGUUUGUCGUCAAAACAGAAAGACUUCACUCUUAGGCGAUAUAAAACAAGAACAGAUAUAGCACGGCAUACCAAAACGAAGGAAGAGACUGGGUUUCUACCAGACUUCAUUUUAACUUACACACAAAAUGAAAACAGUGUAUUUGAUUCACAAAAUAGAAAAUCAGAAAAAUUUGAGUGGGAACAAACUUUCAUAAUUAGUAAGAAAGAAACCACUAGGUUCGAGCCGAGUGCCAAUGUGAAAAGUAGGCAAAGUGCGAAUGCUCAUUCAAAAUACAGUGAAACGGUAAGGCACACCGACGCCGAUGGCAGGAAUACAGCGGUAGAUGUCCCACUACAGGCUCCCCCUACUACUCCAAUAUCGCCAGCCAUUCCACGUGAACAUGUUAAUGCUAAAGGUAAUAACUUAGAAGAAACAAAAAACAGUGCUGAUAAUGAAGAUGGCAAGCGACCAAUAACUGUUGAAGACCCUUAUCAUGGAGAAACAUGGAGUACAUUUCAUCGACAGAAAGCACAACUGGCACGUGCUGUGAAUGGUCUGGAAAGAAAUACCAAACAGAGCGCGUAUCAGUUUCAUAAACCAAUCACAAAACCAAAAACUCUGACACAGAGAGAAGCAAAAUCUUAUUUCGAUGAGAUAAACAAUGCACAAGUUAUAGGACAAGAAGACUCUUUGAAAGGGAGAAAACCGCUGCCAGUAAAAUCGAAGAGCUUCAUUCUAUAUGGACGAGAAAGGCUAGAACAGCCGGUUCACAUCGUCAACUUGCCGAGUUUGCCCAUUCCGCAAGCUCGUUCGGCAGACCAUCCACCCAUGAAAUCAAAUUCAGAACGGUUGACUCGAAUGGGGUUCUACAGUUCCCGGAUAUAGUCCGUCCCCCGCCGUUCUACGAUGCACGACCAGUAUCUCCACCAAAACAAACUGUUGUAGAUGGCGUAACAGAUGUGAUUAAAGUGCAUAUUACUAGUUCUGCCAAAAAUUAGACAGAGACAACUUCCAUUAUUUGGCCUUAGUGCAUAUUUACAAGUUCUGCCAAAAUUAGUCAAUUUCCAUUAUUCGGCCAUGUGGCUACAUUAUGUAAGUUUUUCAAUUUUAAAGCGUACAAUAUAACAACCAGAAAGGUGUUAUAACGAUUACUACAUGUCUUCUUAUAUAAAACAUCGGUCCUUCGUUUAAAAUAUAUAACAUUGCUGUAUUCAACGCAAAUUUACCGGGCGAAUUAGUCAAAAAUUUGAAAAUAAAAAUAUGAAAAUUAAUUUCUGAUGUCAUAUGGUAAACACUUACUGAAUGGCUUGCCGCUCAGUGGUCAAAACUAUCGGCAUUCAGUCCUUCGGACCUUGAGCAAUAGUUUUGACUACUAUCCGGCAAUUGAUUCAAAAAGUGCUAACUAUUACGGGGUUUCUGUUGCUAGAUUUACAACAGAUUUGCAAAUCCACGACAUUUAAUAUGGUAUACACGGGAAAAAUAACUCGAUUCAGGUAUCAUUGUUUGCUUAUAUCUAUUUUAUUACUUUACGGAUUGUAUUAAGAUAAAAAGCGCCGAUUACAGGAAAUCGAGUGGUGCUUUUCCUUGGCACACAGUCCCAAAACUUUGUUCAAAUACUUCAUCCAAAGCCCAAUGUGCAUGUUACCUACACAUUUGGUCCGUGAUAAAAACAUUAAAAACAUUUGGGCGAAGUGUUAGAGAUUUUUUUUUGAGAAUGUCUGACAGACGUAUCGCGCCGAGUAAAGCACUCGUUUUCCUCAUUUCAACGCUUUUAACGUUAUCACAAUUAGGCAGAUUAUGCAGAAAAGUUACCCGAAUCGAGCGUGUAUACGAUACUGAAAUGUCACUUGGGUUGGCCGCCCUGUACAUGUAUCAAUAAAAAAUUCUCUGGUAUGUAUAGAACACUUUGCAUUGGAACAGAUAAAUGAUACAUUAUAUAAUGUAUCUUUCUUUAGUCUUUCAUGUAAAUAUUGUUUGUCUCGUGAAACAAUUGUUAAAUAUAUUGAUAAUUUCUAUGUAUUAAAUGCGUUCAGCUGUUGAA